CCGCAACAGGACAUCAGUUGAGUUCGGCUUUAGUCACACAUCUCCAACACCCGUCACAAAGAAUGAAGCUUGCUGCGGCGUUUGCCCUCGUGGGCCUGUUGGCCACCCUCGCCAGUGCCCGCUCGCUGCUGGACAUCGAUCCGGCGCGCGUCAAAUCGAUCGAAGAGUACGAUCGCUACUGGCGCCGUCUGCCGGCCGAGCUGCAGUAUCUGCGCACGGUGGAGCAGCCGACCCGUCGCAUCACCAACGGUCAGCUCGCGACGACCGGCCAGUUCCCGUACCAGGCCGUCGUGUACAGUGAGGCCGGCGACGGGUACUACAGCCUGUGCGGUGGGACCAUCCUCACCACGACCUACGUGCUGACCGCGGCUCACUGCGUGACCGACGACUUCGAUCGGGCCGUUACGGGCGGUAUCGUGUUCCUCGGCGCCACCGACCGCUCCGUCUUCCAGUCGACCCAGCAGCGCAUGUCGUUCGGCAACGCGGGCAUCCGCGUCCAUCCGCAGUACAACUCGACCAGCAUCCGCAACGACAUUGCGACCGUGCGCCUCGAUACGGCCGCCAUCUUCAACACGUACGUGAAGGCGAUCGAUCUGCCCGCCCGCUCCGAUGCGCGCCAGUUCGGCGGCUUCGAAGGUACGGCAUCCGGGUUCGGGCGCACCGCCGACACGGUGCCGGCCGCCUCGAACGUGCUGAUGUUUGUGCGCAACCCGGUCAUGACGAAUGCGCAGUGCAACGCGUACUGGAGCACCGGGCUGGUCCAGGCACAGAACGUCUGUCUCGAUCCGUACGGUGGACGGUCGGCUUGCCACGGUGACUCGGGCGGUCCGCUAGCGGUGCAGGACGCUGGGCGCAGUCUGCAGGUGGGCAUUGCUUCGUUCGUGUCUGCCAACGGCUGUACGUCCGGUGCGCCGUCCGUGUGGGUGCGCGUCUCGUACUUCCGUGACUUUAUCAGCCAGAACUCGAACUACGUGUUCCGUGCUUGAGGGAAGGUAGCGUGAAUUGGUUGAAUGAUUUGAACGUUUUCAAAGAGAUUUAAAAAUAAAAGGCUUAAGGAAAAAGGAAGAUAAAUAACA
Molecule: messenger RNA, 1076 nt
Organism: Anopheles merus
Lineage: Eukaryota; Metazoa; Arthropoda; Insecta; Diptera; Culicidae
Product: brachyurin-like
Exons: 1
Coding region: 63-986 (307 amino acids)
Biological process (GO): proteolysis
Molecular function (GO): serine-type endopeptidase activity
Source: RefSeq, a predicted model, not a curated record